Messenger RNA from Serpula lacrymans var. lacrymans S7.9, 506 nucleotides. RefSeq lists its product as uncharacterized. Bases 112 to 276 code for a protein of 54 amino acids. The transcript has 5 exons. The record is from RefSeq and is a predicted model, not a curated record. Lineage: Eukaryota; Fungi; Basidiomycota; Agaricomycetes; Boletales; Serpulaceae.
GAUCAACCAGCCCUUAUCAAACGAUACGAUGGUAAAAAUAAACAAGGGUACAAACAAUGGAUCAGGGAUGUCAAGCUACUCCAAAAUCUCUAUCACCCUAACCUUCCACAGAUGCUGGGUUUCUCGGAAGAGGAAUCAUUGACCCCGUUCGUGCUACUAUCCAAUGGUCAGCUUAUCACUCUGCCUUCUUGUUGUCGUCCUUAUGUCUUCAUUCGAAAGUUCAAACGCAGACACCUCAAGCCCUUGUGCGGGAUGCUCUGCGUUCUGCUAACCUAGCUACGUGUGCGGAGCUAAUGUUACGCUUUUACCGCGAUCUCUCGGUCGGUCUCAUUCCCUUUGUCACCCUUGCCUGAACAAACUUGUAUCCAAGGACACAGCAAUGUAUGUUCAGAGACAGCUUAAUUUAGACGAUAGCAAGCUUCAGGACUUCUUUGAGAGCGCGACGUUUAGAGUUGAUCGCUAUAAGACCCUGGUAGUAGGCCUACCUCCACCUACGGAGGGCACGU